AUGCUCCGCUACUUGGACUGUUUACCUUCGUCCCUUUCAAUAUCUCAACUUCUCCUUGGUGGGACUAGAUCGAAAGGGUGGGAAAGCAUCUUCCUGACUGUGUCGACCUUACUGGAAAAUACUCCCCUAGUCGGGGAGCACGACCGGUUUCAGACUCUUUCUGAUUUUACCGCUCCGUGGGGAACUCUCAUUGCUGAGCUCCUUUGCUUGCUAGCGAAAGGACAGAUGUUGACAAUACCACCGCACGCCGGUGUAUUAGACCUACCUUCGGGAUACGGCUCGUACCUCGGGUUGUGGCUUUGCCUACCUUCUAGGAACGCUAAGAUAAAGCAAGGCUUUGGUCAGAGUAAGCAGACGGUCGGUCAACCCCUUCUAGGGGAGUACUCAAUUGGGUACACGAAUCCUCUAUUUGAGUUUAGGACUGCCAUUUGGAUCGGGAUUUACUCGCUUGGAUGUUUACCCAAGGUACGAUACUGGGCAAACUUAUUGCCAAGUCCUGCUAUAGAGAAGAGAUGGAAAAUCGACUCCGAUAUUUCUAUCCAGAGAACGAACGCAAAUCUAAAUUAUGAUGGAUCCUUUUGGAUACCCUGGCUCCUUCAGCGCGGAGAACUUCCGAUGUAUCGCUUCAUGGCGCUCCACUUCUUUCCCCUCGACGAAGAUAGCAGGCGAGACCUAAUACGUAUCCAAUAUUGGAAUCCUGAAAUGAUCGAAAUUGUCGACAUUCUAGAAAUAUGGCAUUUGAGCAGAUUAGCAACUUUUACACAACUUUUAGCGUUUAGCCAUCCCCUUUACGAGAACGAGCUGAGCUCCUAA
Molecule: messenger RNA, 813 nt
Organism: Striga asiatica
Lineage: Eukaryota; Viridiplantae; Streptophyta; Magnoliopsida; Lamiales; Orobanchaceae
Source: the annotation of a GenBank genome assembly